Molecule: messenger RNA, 2871 nt
Organism: Ectocarpus sp. CCAP 1310/34
Lineage: Eukaryota; Phaeophyceae; Ectocarpales; Ectocarpaceae
Source: the annotation of a GenBank genome assembly
AUGAUUCAACCCGGACCAAGCUCUCUCGGCUCUUUUGCGGGUUUCAAGGCGCACGAGUUUGUGGCACAUGCUGGUAAGACCAACUGCGUCGCCGUUGGGCCGCGAUCGGGACAAGUCCUUGCUACCGGAGGAGAUGAUAAGAGAGUAAACGUGUGGCGAAUCGGUCGUGCCAGCAGCAUUUGGAGUCUCACGGGAAACAGCUCGGGUAUCGAGAGCCUGCGAUUUGAUCCCACAGAAGAGUUCCUGGUGAGCGGGAGUGCGGGGGGGGCCGUAAAGCUGUUCGACCUCAGCGCCGGCAAGAUGACCAGGCACUUCCGAGGGCACAUGUCCAACGUAACCGUCAUCGACUGCGGUAGCUUCGACCGCCGAUUCGUCACCACUGGCUCGAUGGACUGCCAGGUCACAGACGUCCAGUUUAGCCCCGACGGCCAUAUUCUAGCCUCGGCGGCCGCGGACGGACAGGUCAAGUUGUGGGAUCUAAGGGCCGGAAAGCCCAUGCACACGUUCCAGGCGUGCUCGGGAGCCGUGCGCGCGAUUCGAUUCAACCCCCAGGAGUUCUUGCUUGCGGUGGCCACGAGUGAUCGGACGGUGAAGCUCUAUGACAUCGAGUUCAUGGAGCUGUUCUGUCCCACAGCGCCCGAUACAUGCCCGACCAGGGCGAUUACCUUCGACCCAGACGGGCAAAAGAUGUACUGCGCCAGCCCUUCCGGCCUGCGGAGGUGGAGCUGGGACAACCACAUCGCGUCCGCGCAGCUAGAGGCCAUGGGUGACGUUCCGUGGGGCAAGGUCGGGGCGGGAGCGCUUCACUACAACGCCGACGGCCAACAGGGUCGCAACUUGGGAGCAGCAUCAGAAUCAUCGGCCCCACUCGAUACACCGGCACGAGGGGCAACGACAACAGCGACGGAAUCCCCCUCCGAUCCUUCUUUGUCAACGACGGAUAGGGAGUACGGAGAUGCCGACGCUAAGGUGCCUGAGUCGAGACCCUCGAGGGGGAACACGUUCCCUGCAAGCAGAGACGGGCAGCGGUCCCACAGCCGGGAUUCUAAGCCGACGAUGGAAAAGGAGGCAAGCGGCGGCGACGACGGCUCGAGCGGCGGCGGCCGCGCCGGCAACGCCGGUAACGCCGGCAUGCCGGCCUUCCAGGUUCUCGGCCGACAGGUGGUCCUUCUCCCAACCGCCGCCGAGGAAAAAGCGAAGCCUUCUUCCCCGCCGGGGGCCCCAGCCGCCACGCCAGCAGCAAACCCUUCCGGGGCGACGGUAGGAGGGCCCGCUUCGGCCGGCGGCGGCAGGAUCCAGAACCGACACGCGGCUCGCGCGGAGGCCGUGGCGGCGACGGUCGCCGCAGUUGCUUCCGCCAAGGCCGCCACCGACGACGCGGUCGCCUCCGUGGCCGGCUCGAUCCGACACCGUAGCGUCGGCACCUCGAUCUCGGACACGCUCGUCAUCGCCGACGGCUGCACGGCCGACCAAGCAGACGACAGAGCCGGGGGGAGGGAGCAUCGGCCGGCGGCUUGGUCCGAGCCAGCUCCCGGGAAAGAUGACGGAGGGAACUACGUCCGUGACUGCGGCCGGGGUGUUGCCGCGGCCCUGGGUGUGGUUGCCGCCGGCGAUCGUCACCGCCUGAGCGGUGAACGGCGGGCGACUGGGGGAGCCGACGACGGCGACGAGUGCAAGUGGCACAAGCGCGUCGCGGGCGCAUUCGCCGGAGUGGAAGGCACAGCGGACGAUGAAAAGGGGAUGGAGCGCAGGGACGAUAGCGGCGGCGACGGUAGCGGCGGCAAGACCCGAGGAAAGGGUAACGCGGACGAAAAAGAGGCGCGACGCGAGGGAGACGGGACGGAUAGAGCAGCAAAUGUUGGCGUGCCUUCGGGCGUCACGUCCCGGAUGACGGUGGACCCUUGGCCGAAAGAUUCGUGGGUAGAAGCCGAAGGAAGAAACAGGGCCGGGGUGCCGGGAGGAGGAGAAGAUUCGCCUCCGCUCUUGGGCUCUCCCGAACCGGCUCCGGCUGCUGCCUCGAACCCCGCUCGGAGCAUGAACGAACCGCCAUCUUUCCCGUCUUCGUCUCGGCGGUCUCCGGACCGCCCUCAACCGAGCGACAAAACAGACACCGUCGUCACGCGCUCGUCUGCCGUGGGAUUUCCUAUCACGACGGCGGACGGCAGCAUUAGCGGUGGUGGGAGCAAUAGCCCGCCUGCCCCCUCCGGAGGUUUGCCGCCGGAAGCGCGUAGAGCGGGGGAUGUUAGUGCGGCUGCUGCUGCUGCUGCGUCUGGGCCUGAACCCGAGGGUCUGAGUGUUGCCGAUAUCUUCGGAGACGGUGGUGGUGAUUGUGGUGGUGGCGGUAGUGACGAGCUGGGCAUGACGCGUCCUAGGACGGCCACGAGGCGUUGGGAUAGGCCAGGGCCACCAGGCGAAGACGAGGUCAUCGCCAAGACGCUGCUUUCGCGGGCAACCGCGACCUCUACGCUGUCGAAUCGGUAUGGUUGGGCGGACGGGGACGUGUCUGGCACCAUCUCGAAGCUGACACGGCUUGAGAGGUCCGCCACCGUUGCCGACGAUUCCCCAAGGACUGUGGUGGCGGACUUUCUGUGGGUGGUGCCACUCGACGGGACUCGGGUGACCCUCGACCACUGCUUGGAGCUGAUGCCGCUCCUGGAGGGGUUGUGGAAGGUGGCUGAAACCCCCGCCUGCCUGCCUUCAUUCUUGACCACUCGUUGUGUCGCCGCGGCGACGCGGUGCCUGGAGUCGAUCGUGCGGCGCUUUGGAGGCUUCAUUCGGGACACUCUCACGGCCCCGGUUGCCGCGGGGAGGGUGGACUUAGCCAGAGAGGACAGGGUAGCUCGCUGCCGUGAGGCGCACAGGGUGAGUUAG